Molecule: messenger RNA, 1275 nt
Organism: Eutrema salsugineum
Lineage: Eukaryota; Viridiplantae; Streptophyta; Magnoliopsida; Brassicales; Brassicaceae
Exons: 12
Coding region: 1-1275 (424 amino acids)
Source: RefSeq, a predicted model, not a curated record
AUGGCUUCCACAACGAAGCUAACCCCUUUAGCUGACGUUAAGCCUUAUAGGACUGGGUGGAAGGUUCAAGUGAAGGUGUUUCAUACAUGGAAACAAUACCAAACCAAGAGUGGGGAGUCUUUGGAAAUCAUCCUGGGCAAUGAAAUGGGUACCAAAAUCCACGCAACUGUCAAGAAAAACUUGCUGCAUCGUUUUGAACAGAUGAUGGUUGUCGGGGAAUGGAAGUUCAUAGAGAACUUUUCAUUGAAUCAGGCUUCAGGACAAUACCGGACCACCAGGCAUCAAUUUAAGAUGUCAUUCAUAUCCUCUACAGUUGCCAGCAAAAGUUCUAAGCGGUCAGACAAUGUUAGUAGACAAGUUGAAAGUUUCUGUGAGUUGCAAAUAAUAUCUGUUAUGAAUAAGGACACCAGCAAACUCGAGUUCGCUCUACGAAAUGCUAAUGAUGAACGUUUACCAUGCACACUGUGGGGAAAGCUUGGUGAGGAAGUCUAUUCGGUGAUCGUUGAAUUACAAGUAGUUGUCAAACAACAAAGUUUACCUGAGAACUGCGGACGUAUUGCCUUCUUGAGUAGCAAACCUCAACAAAGGGUUUCUUAUGGUGAUGAGAUUCAUUUCGAUCAGUUCCCAAUGGUCAUUAUUUCAGAAUUACAAGAUUCUCUUGAGGUUGUGAAGUGUAAGAUCAUGUGCACCAUCUACGCGGUUGACACAGACUGGUCGUGGUUUUAUUUGGAUAUUUUAAAUCAGAAAGCUGAUGAAAUUCUCAAGGGGAACUUUGAUGAGAUACAAGAUCCGGAUGUCGUUCCUGAUGCUCUGCAAAACUUGAUUGGGAAGACUUUUCAGUUUCUGAUUUGUGUUGAGAAAGAAAAUCUCUACGGUGGUAGUAAUACAUACAAAGUCGGGAAGGUUUGGAAAGGAAAUGAUGUUUUAUCCGCUGAUAAGGUGAAUGAAUCUGAAGAUAUGGGUGAUCAGAGUUUGCUCUUGUCUAGUAAUAAGGAGAUUGGUCAGAACUACAACAAGAAUAUUCUCGACCAUCAACAUCGUGAAGGACAUGUUGAUUAUAGUAGUCUUGGUGUUGAGGAUCCCAAAGAUAUGUAUGAUGAUGUCGUCUUCCCAAACAAAUACUGGGAUUCAGAAGAUGAGUAUGAUUAUGAUCAGCGGUUUGACUGUAGCAGUCUUGAUGGUUCGUCCGAUGAGGAAAACUAUAUUAUGGACAAAGCUGGCGAAAAAAUUUCAUCGAGAAACCUGAAGACUAUGUUUAUGAUGUCAAGAGUUUAG